GUGUCCGCUCUUCAGUUCCUUCGCGUGCACAAAGUGUUCCGCGAAAUGGUGGAGCACAUCAUCCUGCAGCCGCAGCUCUGGAGCAGCGACUCCUUGAAGGAGUUUUACCAAAAGAAGAAACAGACACAAAUACGGCAGGAACCAUGUGUCCUGCAGUAG
Molecule: messenger RNA, 159 nt
Organism: Symbiodinium pilosum
Lineage: Eukaryota; Dinophyceae; Suessiales; Symbiodiniaceae
Source: the annotation of a GenBank genome assembly